Spodoptera littoralis (African cotton leafworm) is the source of this 673-nucleotide messenger RNA. The record is from the annotation of a GenBank genome assembly. NCBI's taxonomy places the organism in Eukaryota, Metazoa, Arthropoda, Insecta, Lepidoptera, Noctuidae.
AUGUUCGCCCUGAAGCUGGUACUAGCUGCAGUGCUGGUCGUCGCAAGCGCCAGACAUGUGCCACAGGAGCACCACGAACAAGGAUACCUCCUCUGGUUCGACGAAGAAGGACAACCUAUAUUCGAGCAUGAAGACUUGCUCCCAGAGCCGGAGGUGUCCUACCAGCCAGAACACCUGGCAAGAACUCGCAGACAGGCGCAGGGCAGCGUCACCCUUAACUCCGAUGGCGGCAUGGGCCUGGGUGCUAAGAUCCCCCUUGCACACAACGACAAGAAUGUGGUAAGCGCUAUCGGCUCCAUGGACUUUAACAACAAGAUGCAGCCUGCUUCCAAAGGCUUCGGUUUGGCUCUAGACAAUGUCAAUGGGCACGGACUGACCGUGAUGAAGGAAAAUAUUCCCGGGUUUGGAGACAGGCUGUCGGGUGCUGGCAAGCUGAACGUGUUCCACAACGACAACCACAACGUGGCCGUGACCGGUUCUCUCACCAGAAACAUGCCCAGCAUCCCGAGCGUGCCCAACUUCAACACUGUCGGCGGGGGCGUCGACUACAUGUACAAGAACAAGUCCGACCACCACCGUGGACUUCAGCGGCGGUUUCAAGAAGUUUGAAACUUCCUUCAUGAACAGCGGCUGGAAGCCCAACUUCGCCUUUACUUUGGGCAGGUCUUUCUAA